Messenger RNA from Zootoca vivipara (common lizard), 7166 nucleotides. RefSeq names its product casein kinase 1 gamma 2 (gene CSNK1G2). The record is from RefSeq and is a predicted model, not a curated record. Gene Ontology annotation, biological process: protein phosphorylation. NCBI's taxonomy places the organism in Eukaryota, Metazoa, Chordata, Lepidosauria, Squamata, Lacertidae. Gene Ontology annotation, molecular function: ATP binding; protein serine/threonine kinase activity.
CUGGCAAUGCUUGCUUUAUAGACACAACAGGCUGCAGGCAGGAAAUUAUUCCAGUCAACACACAAACAUUUGAAUUAGUCCUGGAAAAAGAUCAACUGUGCUAAAGACAGCUCCAGAACCUCCCCACCAGCUGAAAUGCACAAUUUCAAGAGUGCAUGAACACACACACACAAAAACAAAAUUUUUGGCACAAUUUUAUUCCUCUGUUCAUUUUAUAUAUAGCUUCUUUUUAGCCAGAGUUUUAUUUAAAGACUAUAUAUGGUCAUUUCCUCUGCUUAUAUAUUUUUAAAUCGUUAGCAACCACCUUGCGAGGUGGGACCAAGUGGGAGAGAGGGAGGCCGUCCGUCCCCCGAGGUCUCCCAGCAGUCUUCAGAUGUCGGGCAGGGAUUCGAACCCGGGCUGCGGCCUUUGGUUUUGGUGUGCUGUUUGCACCCUACUUUUGCAGCCGCAACACUGAAAACAAAACAGCUGGCUGUAAGGACAGACAGUGUGAAAAAUUGUCAGAUGUUGGAAGCCAGGUAAAACAGAUAAAAAAUGCAUAGCCCAUAAAUAAGGCAGAAAUCCAUCAAAGGAGUGUUAAAAACUGGGGUAGAAAAGCUAGGAGCCAAAUGGCUCCUGGAACCUGGUUUGCAGGCGCCAAACAGAAUGUCUAGUUGCCCGGGGUGUGUGUGUGUGUGUGACAACACUUUAUUAUUUUGAUAAGCAUGAACUAAUAUGCAAUUCACAUAAAUGACACAUUGUUAAUAUCACAUUUUUAGCGGAGGUGGUUAAUGCAUGUUUAAUUUGGUGUUUAUAGUGAAAAUAUUGGUACCAUACUUCUGUUUUCAAAACACUCUUUAUUGUUAAAUUCCUUAACAUAUUGUCUAUUUUUAACAUAUGCUUCGAGGCUUCAAAGCACAUACAUUUUAGUAAUCGUUGAGUGUCAGCCAGACACAAAAAAUGGCACCCAGACUUUUGGAGGUGCUUGCAAAUGGAGAAUCUUUAGGUGCAAAAUGUGCCCUGCUAAUUUCAAGCAAUUAAUUGCAGCGCAAUGUGAACUCAGUAGUGAUUUGGAAUAAACUGGAAUGGCUGCUGAACACCAGCUCAGUCGGUAGAGCAUGAGAUUCUCAAUUUCAGGGUUCUAGGUUUGAGUCCCACGUUGGGCAGAAGAUUCCUUCAUUGCAGGGAGCUGGACUAGAAGACCCUCGUAGCCCCUUCCUACGCUACGAUUCUAUGAUCUGCACUAUGCAUUUAAAGUGGGAUCAUGCCUCGUUAAACAGUUGCAGCUUCCUGCAAAGCAUUCUGGGAGCUGUAGUUUGCUAAGAGAAGCAGAGAGUUGUUGGGAGACCCCAUAUUCCCCUCCAUGAACUACAACCUCCAGAGUUCCCAGCGAAGAGGGGACGAUUAUCAAACCACUCUGGGAACUGUAGCUCUGGGAGGAGGAUAGAGCGUCUCCUAACACCCACAGAGCUACAAUUCUCAGACAAUUAACUCGUAUAUCAGUGUUCCUUACACCGGACGGCUGAUACGAUUACUAGUAACAUUUGAGUACCGCCUUACAUCGGCAGAUCUCGGGGCGGUUUGCAGCAUAAAAAUACGCAAACCUGGCUCCAUGACAGCUAUACUUUUUGUGUUGAUAUUAACAGGAAAAACCAAAAGAAAAUGGGUUGCUGUUUUUUUGCUGGUGGAGGGGAGAAAGUACUGUAUGUCUGAAACUGGACGAAGACUUUGCAAAAGUCGCAGCUCCCUACAAGCUCUUGGGGACAGCUUGAUAUAUUUUGAGUUUCUAACAUGGAACAGAACGUGGCACAUAUUAGCCAAAGCCCCUGUGUGCAUGGAUUUGUGGAGGGAGUAGCAUUCCCUUCUGGGCAGCCCCUCUCUUCGCCAAAUCUUCGCCCUCAGUGCUGCCGUGGUCCUGCCGGCACCGUGGUUCCACACUGUUUAUGAUGUGGCUUCCUUUCCCCCCAGAGGCCGGCCUCCUCCUCCUCCUCCUCUUUGACGUAGAGUCUGCCGAUGCUCUGCUUGCUAGGUCUCCGAGAACUUGCUUGGCGCUUCCUCCCUCUCCUCUCCCCGCCUGCUUUCAGCAGUCAAACCAGGAAAUAGAAAAAGCGUCUCCGUUUGCUGGGUUGGAGACACACACAGAAGCUUUUCUCUAGGCUGUUCCACGGAAAAAACCCCUCCCGCCAAGGUGUGCCUUCCUAAGAAAAACCACGCUUGUGCAAAUCGGGAGAUAGAGAGAUAUAUUUGGCGAAAUUGCAGCCACCACCCCUCUGGAGACAAGGAAGGAAGAGCCAGGAGGCUAGGACGUGAAGCGUUGCCUCAGGACAGCCCCUCUCAUUCUCCCCCUUGCCGCCAUGUCGCCGUCUUCGGAGAGCAGCCCGCGGCAGGCGCCGGAAGGAAUCCCCACGGCCCCUUCGAGGAGAGGACCCCCGGCCCACUAGCGCAGCACAUGCGGGUGACGGUCCACCCCCUGGCACCCUCCCCUCCUCCUCCUCUUCCUCCUCCUCCUCUACCCGGGAUGGUUUACUGACCAAGAAGAGAGAACCGGCAUUUUCGACCUCCUUUUCUUCUUCUCUCGCUUUCGUGCUCCCCUUCCCCCUGACCCCCCCGCCCUCUCCCCGCCCUGACCCCCCCAGCCACCACCCCUGCAACGUUUCGGCCCUCGGAUUUGCAUGGCAGCAGCGUAACCGUGGAGAGGCCAGGGUACCACAAACUUAUGGAUUUUGAUAAGAGAGGAGGCAAAGGGGAGGCAGAGGAAGGGCGAAGGAUGUCUAAGACGGGGGGCAGCCGCAACACGCACGGGAGCCGGACGUCAGGGACCAACUCUGGAGUCUUAAUGGUCGGCCCGAACUUCCGCGUCGGGAAAAAGAUUGGGUGCGGGAACUUUGGGGAGCUUCGACUAGGGAAGAACCUCUAUACGAACGAAUAUGUAGCGAUCAAGUUGGAACCCAUCAAGUCCAGGGCUCCUCAGCUCCACCUGGAAUACCGGUUCUACAAACAGCUGGGAAAUGCAGAAGGGAUACCUCAGGUCUAUUACUUUGGGCCCUGCGGGAAAUACAAUGCGAUGGUCUUGGAGCUGCUGGGACCCAGCCUGGAGGACCUCUUUGACCUCUGUGACCGGACCUUCACCCUCAAGACGGUCCUUAUGAUCGCCAUCCAACUGAUCACCCGCAUGGAGUACGUCCACACCAAAAGCCUGAUCUACAGAGACGUCAAGCCGGAGAACUUCCUGGUGGGACGCCCCGGGAGCAAGCGCCAACACGUCAUCCACAUCAUUGACUUCGGCCUGGCCAAAGAGUUCAUCGACCCUGAGACCAAAAAGCACAUCCCGUACCGAGAGCACAAGAGCCUGACCGGCACGGCGCGGUACAUGAGCAUCAACACGCACCUGGGGAAAGAACAAAGUCGCAGGGACGACUUGGAGGCGUUAGGUCACAUGUUCAUGUACUUCCUCCGGGGGAGCCUGCCCUGGCAGGGCCUGAAGGCGGACACGCUGAAGGAGCGAUAUCAGAAGAUUGGCGAUACCAAAAGAGCCACCCCGGUUGAAGUGUUGUGCGAAAACUUCCCUGAGGAGAUGGCCACGUACCUCCGAUAUGUCCGCCGCCUGGACUUCUUCGAGAAGCCGGACUACGACUACUUGAGGAAACUCUUCACAGACCUCUUUGACCGGAACGGCUACGUCUUUGAUUACGAAUACGACUGGGCAGGGAAGCCUUUACCGACCCCCAUUGGCACAAUUCAGAGCGAUUUACAAGUCCAAGCUCCAAACAGGGAAAAAACUCAGCAGUACAUCAAACAGCAGGUCAUGAGUUCAACCAACGGGGAGCUGAACACAGAUGACCCCACUGCCGGCCACUCAAAUGCUCCCAUCACCGCCCCUGCUGAAGUCGAGGUGGCGGAUGACACAAAGUGCUGCUGUUUCUUCAAGAGGAGGAAGAGGAAAACCAUUCAGCGCCACAAGUGACGUGCUCCCCUUCCCCGGUUUGGCCGAAGCCAGCAUCCACUCGGGACUACGUUUCCACCCUCCGCCCCUCUUCCUUUUCACUUCCUGUCUGUGGAUAAUGGAUCUUGAUCCUUUGGUCGGAGGGGAGAGGACAGGCCUUCUCCCCUCCGCCUGCUCCAGAUUUGCAAGGGGUCCGUGUGGCGUACAACCUGCUUUUGACUCCACUCGCAGGCUUGUCCGGGGAGAGGAAGGGAAGCCUCUCCCCCACUCUCAGCCUGAAUAUAUAUAUAUAUAUAUAUAUUUCUUUUAUUUUAUUUUCCCUUCCUCCAAGAGACACAGCAACAGAGGGAAGCGGAACCGGCAGGAGGAGGAAGAAAAAAGCACGUCGCUGAACUUUCUUUGGAAGUGCCCACGCCUCUCCUUGGUUUUGCAAAGAGAAAAAAAAGCAUUAACUAUUUAUGCAGCAGCAGCAGCCCCCUCCAAGGAAAAAAAACCCCACACUUGUCUGGGCUCUUCUCUCCCCCCUUCCUCACCUUGGUUUCAUGGAAUUAUUUUUUUUGGAAGCAAAAAAAAAGAACCCGGGAAUAAGUUCUUUGCAGAAGAUUUGCUGGGACGAUGCUGGGAAUGUCAGCUGCAGCUAAUAUUCCCUCCCCUCCUCCCCCCCCCACCCUUUGCUGUUUCUUUGUCUCUUUAACUUAAUUUAAAAAUUGCAUCUUAGUCAUUGUGUUUGUGGGACAGUCUCCUUAUUUUCUUUCUCCCCCUCCUUCCCUCUGUUUUUGUAGCGAUGCAAACUUUUUUUGCAUCAUGUGUUUUUUUUAAUUUCAUAAAGUAUCUUGUUUUAGAUUUGUGCCCCCCCUUCCCAACUCUCUUAAGUUUCUCCCCCACCCCCUGCCGAUUUAGUUGUGGCCAAGGUCCUUUUGGGGAGACGGAGGGAAGUCCCUGGGGAAUGGGGUGUCCCCUCCGUCUCCAGCACAGCGGGGGGAGGGGGGCAAAGUGGGGUUUUGUGUCUGGGGAGGAAAGCGGCUCGUUUACACUUUCAUUUUUCAAUGCACUUUUUUGGGGUAGCAAUACAAGGAGCACCUGCGUCUUGAAAUUAACCAGGCUUUAGAGAAUUCUUUGGGGUUUGUUUUGAGAAAAGCUAAAUACUUUUUUAAUUAAAAAAAAAAGACUCGCUGGGGGUGGGGGGGGCCUUGGAUCUCAGGAACAGCUGCCAGCCAAGAUGAACCCCCAAAAUGACUUCCAUUGCUAUGAGAAUUUAUUUUUUUGGGGGGGGGGGAGUUCAGAAAGGAGAGGGUUGGGGGUGGCCAGAGCCAAAAAUCUAAACCUGAAUUAUCCGUGCUGCUAUGUCCUUGCUAGGAUCCAAAAGGAUCUGCCACUCUGCGGGGGGGGGGGGGACGAGCCUAGCCCCUAAAACUUCCAACCGGAACAGAUCUGUAGCAAGAGCUCCUUGGGGAGGGGGUGAGAAGGAAGCCUUGGCUGAACAAAUUCAUGAGAGGACAACCCACCCUCUUGUUUUCGUGUCCCCCCCCCCCCAAAUACAGAUCAGACACUCACACUGGCGAAUUCCAGUUUCUGCUAAACUGCUCAGCUACGGGAUGUUGUCCGAGAAGUCAGGCUCUCCGUCGCAGUUUUAAAUCUUGUGCAUUUUGCUGCAGGUAGCCAGGAAAUGCAUAGAAGGAGAUUGCCUCCUUGGUGGUUGUUUUGGGGUGGUGGGGAGCGUGCCCCCCUUUUUCCUUCUAGGUUUCUUGCCCACCUUUAAAUCCCACCCAGGCUGCGCCCAGUUAGGACAACACCUUGGCGAAGGCAUGUUUGUGCCCCCCCUCUCUUCCAGCCAACCGGAUGACCCCCCCAAACACCACCCUUCUUGGUCCUGCAAAGUUUCUGGGCACGCUGGGGAGGGGGUGUCCCCGUUGCUUCCAAACAAGGACUGAGAAGCCUCACUGCUUCUUUAUAGACAAAUAUAUUUUUAUACAGAGAAGAGGGGGAAGGCAUUGCCUUUCCCUGCACCUAUUCCAGAGUAGCAUGUUCUGUUUCCUUUAAUAAUAAUAUAAAAGCCUGUCCCGUCCCCCGCCCCUCGCCUACAAAUGAUGUAAUCAUGACACUUGUUAAUGUCAGGCUAUGGUUGGGUGAGGGGGGGGGGCUCCUGUGAUUAGACGAGCAGGGAAGUUUUUUUUGGGGGGGGUCCCUUGGUCUCUUGCACUAAAUGGCACCCACGUCGCUUGCGACAAGCCCAAGUUCUACAUGUCUUAAAACUGCCGUACCUCCUCACCAUUAGUAAUACCCCCCGUUGCGUCGAUUUCCCCCCCCCCCCCCCACGGAAAAAAAUUACCCACCAAGCUGUGCAUGCUUGCCCUUGUCUUGUUCACUUGAUUGUGCUAGAGUCAAAUUGGUUAACAGUGGGAUCUAGGUUUCUAGUCCUCCUCGUUCCUUUGUGGCCGGACAGCAGACCCACCCACCCACCCCAAGUUGCGUUGGGAGUUAGUGCCAGAAUGCAAGGCCCACCCCGACCCCCCCCCCCACCCUGCCUCUCUCUCUACAUCGGAACCCCUUGCAAAAAGCCGAAAUUAAGUUUUCAAUUGUGUGUGCUUUUAAAGAUGGGUUUCUUGGGGUGUGUGCCUCCUUUUUUUUUAAAAUGACUCCAUGUUUCUUUUACGGCUACUUGGAAGAAAAGGCAGGGUGUAGGGAGGAAAGAACUAAAAAACAAAAAUUCAAAUUAUCGUCUUGCUGUACCAGUCUUAGGUUUAUAAACUCAGUGCCUCAAAAGAGGGAGGUGUGGUUUCUUGGGGGGGAAGGGGGCAUUGGAAUGGAAAGAUGGGAGGAGGCGUUAAGGUAAAGGGCAGAAAAAAUUAUAAUCCUCGAUUCUGGUGACUUUCACUAAAAAUAGGGUUACUUAGAUACGUGUAAUGUUUGAGCUUGUUCCCCAAACACUGCAAAAGAGGGGGGAGGGAGGGAAUUUUAAAAAAAUCAGCCUUAAAUGAUAUGCUGGGGUGGUGGUGGUGGUAAUGUAGUUCCAGUCCCUGGAGGGUGUAAAAGAGAAAUUAAAAUUAAAAUGUUUAUGUAAAAAGAGUGCAUGUGAGUGUGCUUGGAUUGCCAGUUGCAAUGUGGACUAUUCUGGUUUUAAUAGGGGCAGACUUUGAAAAGAUUUACGUUGACAGAACAGAGGUCGACAUCAAGGUGUGGUUUUUGCCGUUUGGGCCCCGAUUGUCAGAAGCUUGCAUCAAAAUGAAUCUUGCAGACCCAGCAA